Pyricularia pennisetigena is the source of this 1419-nucleotide messenger RNA. RefSeq lists its product as uncharacterized. The coding region runs from base 1 to 1419 and encodes 472 amino acids. The transcript has a single exon. The record is from RefSeq and is a predicted model, not a curated record. Lineage: Eukaryota; Fungi; Ascomycota; Sordariomycetes; Magnaporthales; Pyriculariaceae.
AUGUCUCACCAUCAUAGCUCGUCCAACUCCGAUACCCUAAUGGUGGCACAGUACCUUUCCGGGCGCGAUUACCAUCGGGCCUUUCCGAGCAGGUACGGUUCAGAUGAUGGGCGCUCGUCCGGGAAACCUCCCAACAUUUACAUCGUCCAAGGCCCGGCCAGAAUCGAGACCGGGCCAGCGAGGUCUCAAACCAAGUCACAGGCAUGGCGGUUCCCCUUGAGCCUUGCGUCAUGUGUCCUGAUGCUCUGGAUUGGCUACCAUCUCGGCCCCUACAACGGCCAGCCAGGGGUCAUGAAUGCUGGCGAAGCCACGGCCGGCGACCAGAAAAGCUCCAAAACCUACUACGUCGCCCCCCACCCGCCGGUCUUUGACGUGUUUCCGACCGUGUCCUACCCGGACGGCGUGGCGAUGGACACGUUCGCGCUGAUGAACGAGAGCACGACGGCCCUCGGCGAGAUGCUCGUCUCCUCGCUGCAGGAGCUGGGCUUCAGACCGAGCCCGAGCGAGAAGUACUCGGAAAAGGAGGUCGCGAAACUGCCCGAGAACCUGAGGCGCCUGGGCCAGCUGACGGACCUCUCCCUCAAACGCUCGCUGCUGCACACGCAGUGGCUGCAGACCCAAUGCCGAAUCACCCCGUCGAGCCGCUGGAUCACCGAGGCGGAGCAGCACCGCAGCGACGCCGGCCACCACGAGCCGCUCCCCUGGUGGUGCGCAUCGCGCCGCCUGCCCCCCCUGGAAGCCUGCCAGGACGCAGCGGCCAAGGCCUACCUGGACGUCGAGACGCGGCUGUCGACGCUGCGGACCUCGCUGGGCCGAGCGUCGAGCCUCGCGACGAUCGUGGCGGGCGACGUCGCGCGCAGCAAGGUGGCGCAGACGAUCGAGGCGGCGCGGGAGCAGACGUGCGGGCAGGCGAACCGGCUCGCGCGGCUGUUGGACGGGCUGGCGCGCGCCGUCGCGGUGUGGCAGCAGCGGCACCGGGGCGUGGCGCACAGGACGGUGCGCAUCACGCCCUCGGUCCAGCACACGGGUCGGGACGGCGUCGUGCCCGAAGCCUGGUACCUCAUCGCCCACAACAAGACGGACCUCCCCGAGCGCGGCGCCGACCUGCGCGUCAGGGUCGAGCACCUCGACGAGCUGCAGACCACGGCGCUUGCCAUGGCCGCCCGGGGCCGCAGGAUGUGCUCGGCUGCACAGAAGGUGGAGGAGCAGCUCGGGGUGGCGCUCUGGGAAAAGAUCCCAGCGUAUCAGAAAUUCCUCGAGAUCGAGACCGGAUUGGUGACCGAAUGGCAGCAGAGGCUCAAGGAAGAAGGCUACAGCGGCUUUCAGGGCCCCGCCGGGAUAGAGCUCGCCGAUUGGUUCGAGGCCCAGAUCGCUAUCUCGAGUUUGAGGUGGGAGAAGGCUAUUGAGGGUUUUCACUGA